This is a messenger RNA of Spodoptera exigua (beet armyworm), 1401 nucleotides long. The record is from the annotation of a GenBank genome assembly. NCBI's taxonomy places the organism in Eukaryota, Metazoa, Arthropoda, Insecta, Lepidoptera, Noctuidae.
AUGAACUUCCUAAAAAACAAGCCACGAGCUAGACGGAACUCUGCAAGCAUUAUGGUCAGCACAGAAAGAUGGCGGCACUACAGUCGGAAAAUGUCUCGUCGUGGUCAGGAACUGUUUGAUUACGAUGUAGAUGAUUAUGAACCAACGCAGCACAACAAAGAAAAUAAGAACUGGGUAGAAGAACUAUUUGAAAGGAAAAGCGAUGCAGAAGAAAUAGAACAAGAUAUUGAAAUACGACUGACGAAGAAACAAACCCUAAUCCUGUCUACGUUGGUUCCAGAUGAAAUUCUUUUGAUGGACAAGUUCAACACUGUAGACGCAAAGCGAUUUGUUGGCGUCCUACUCAUGGCUGACGUUUCAGGUUACACAGCGCUAUCAGAACGGUAUAAUAAUACUGGAAAAGGUGGCACUUACAGAUUAACUGCCACCCUGAAUACAUACCUCGGCUCCCUCAUAGAGCUAAUCUACGGCCAUGGAGGCGACAUCAUAAAGUUCGCGGCACUUGAAAUAAAAAGAAUAGAACGCACUGAAAUAGAAGAAUGGGGAGAUGAAGAAUUACAAUUUCCAGAACCUGCACUACUACACCCGCAAGCUUUGGAUGGCAACGAUCAGGACACUCUCGACAAACUAAUAGAAAACGAUGCCAAGGAAGAUAUAGAAGAAGCCAUCGAUAUAUUGCAAUUCGCUUUAAGAACAGGACAAGAUCACAUGACGUACGAAAGUGAAAAUUGGUAUCAUGCACUGUGCAUAGAUCUGAUACUGGAUGCAGGAUUUCAACUUGAAUCGCCACAAGAUAUAAGUCGAUUUGCCGAAUAUUCUAUUUGCAGGGGUAAAUCCGCGGGACCUAGUCGUAGACGACUAGUGGUAGGGUUAUGGACCUAUUGGCUGAGGGCCGAUUCAGAUAGGAGAGCAAAACGUUUCGAGAAUGAAGCACUCAGCUGGGCAUCCCAUGAGGAAGAUAGUUCAUUAGUAAAUCUGUUUAGUGCAUUGAGACUCGCAGAAGGAAUGCUCGAGAGCUUAGCUAGAAAAGUGAAUGACUUAAGAAAGGUUGUGGAUCUAAUGGAGUUACGUUCGGUAGCCGACAGAGAAUUAGCUCGACUGGAGAAUGAUGCCCGCUUGCUACGCGCUGCCUUUCCUCGCUGGUGCCUUCUUAAAGCGAACUCAUCAAUGCUUUCUGGCCGAAACGUUGCAGCUAAUACCUUAUACAAUCAAGCUUUAGACGAAGCAAUCAAAAUCAACAACCGACUCGAUGAAGGCAUGGUACGCGCAGCAAAAUCCAACUCUUUGCUAUGGAUACAAAAUGCCCGCACAGGACAGUUCGUGCAUUGGCGUGAGGGAGUCACAAUUGCCCGCUCUUCUUGGCACCAAAUCAUGUACAGAAUGUCAACCACAAGACAGUGA